AUGAGACCAAAUAUCCCUAAAGAAAUAUUGUUAAAAUUGUGUGAUGAAUUACGGCCGAAUUUAAUAUUGACAACUGGUGGAACGGGCAUCAAUUCCGAUGAUAUGACACCAGAAGAGACGAGUUCAGUUAUUAAUAAGGAAAUUCCUGGUUUAGCACAAGCAAUGGUUGUAGAGUCAUUAACUGAUUUGUGGCAUUUAUCAAGAAACAUCAAUUAUUAUUCUUUCUUAUAUGACCAAAGUUAUCGUUCGUUUUUUCUAGACAAAUAG
Molecule: messenger RNA, 267 nt
Organism: Rotaria socialis
Lineage: Eukaryota; Metazoa; Rotifera; Eurotatoria; Philodinida; Philodinidae
Source: the annotation of a GenBank genome assembly